Messenger RNA from Olea europaea var. sylvestris, 4127 nucleotides. RefSeq lists its product as uncharacterized. The transcript is spliced from 14 exons. The record is from RefSeq and is a predicted model, not a curated record. NCBI's taxonomy places the organism in Eukaryota, Viridiplantae, Streptophyta, Magnoliopsida, Lamiales, Oleaceae. The coding region runs from base 785 to 3532 and encodes 915 amino acids.
UUCACCCCUAUCCGUAUUUCCGCCAUUUUCUCGUUCCUUCCAAAUCUCGAAACGGUUCCUUAUAAACUAGUAUUUCUUCAUUAUUAAUUCAGUACUGUGAAUCGACGUUUUCAGUUGUGUUUGUUGCCGCUUUCUUCGUUUAAUCAAAACAAGAAAAAUUUCUAUCCGCCAAAACCCUAACGUUUUUCCAUUUUUUUCUUUUUCCUUUUUUGUUGUUAUUUUCCAAAUCGUAGAUCUCUCUUGUUUUGUAUAAACAUGCAUGUUUUAUGAAAAUUAUCGACAUUUAUAUAGGUGUUAUGGUAUAGACGUAAUUUGGAAGGCGGUUUCUUUGCUGGUAUUCAGAUCUGUGGAGUAUUAUCAGAUUGAAGAUUGGUUUAAUUUCUAUAUGUGGUUUCUUGAAUUGAAGGAUAGGUUAAUUGAAUAUUAGUUCGUAGUCCGUAUUUGAAUUCAAUUUGAAAUUUGAAAAACAGUUCGGACGUUUGGGAGUUGAGUCUGUUUGAAGUUUCGAAUUCUCCAGGCCUUGCCGUGGAUAAAGGAAGUUGUUGGAGUCUGCUAUUCAGGUACUCAAUUUUGUUUAAAAUUUUUUGUAGUGGGAUUUUCGGGCUCUCUCGGUGAUUGUUGGAGUCAAUUGGAAGCUGGUGUUCGAUAAAUAUUUCCCAGAUAAUCACGGAGUUGAGUGACUUUAUGGUAUCAGCAUGACUGCAUCUGUAUUUGAAUGCUGUGGUCUUCUGUAGAUGUACGUGGUUUGACAUUAAUUCUGCAUUAGUAGAGGAGGUAUAUCUGGAUGGGGGAAGGUGAAGGUGAAGUUUGCAUGUCGGUCAUGAACAAUGGAAUGAUGGAGAUUGACAAGCAACCGAGGCUCGAAGUGAAGCGCGACCAGCAGUGGAUGAUGGAUGGUGGUGAAAUAGAACCUUAUGCCAAGAGGCAGGCAACGGAAUCUUGCACUGAAAGAAAGGCAAGCGAAGUCUUACAUAAAUCUGAGCUAGAACCUUUUACCGAAAGCCAGACUAUGGAAGUUAUGAACAAUUCUAAGUUAGGACAUUCUGAAGGCGAGACAAGAGAAGUUUUGAAUGAUACUGAAAAAGAACCUUGGGCCGAAAGCCAAUCAGAGGAAGUUCCAAAUGAUACAGAAUCAAAAUUAUUGACUCGAACCCAAGAAAAAAGAAUUAUAAAAAGUAGCGAAUUAGAUUCUUGCGCUCAAGAUCAGAUGGGAGGAGUUUUGAACAGUAGGGACUUAGAGCCCUUCACUGAAAGUGAAAAAAAUGAAGCUUUGAAUGAACAUCGUGAACAAAGGCUGUCAAAAGAAGUGUUAAAUGAUGUUAAACUAGAGUUGAAGGAAGCAACAAAUGACCUUGAAGUGGAACAUUCUGCUGAGAAUCAUGUUUUGGUAGCACUGGAAUAUGGUGACUUGGAGCCUUUUUCUGCUGAAAAUAUGGUGCAAGACGCACCAAAUGAUGUUGAAUUGGAGCCUUGUGCUAAUAAUCAGGUGAAAGAGGCAUCCAAUGAUGAUAUUUUAUCGGAAGUUUCAAAUCCAGUUGUGUCUCCCAAAGACAUUACUUCAAAUGUCACAGCUAGUAGCCAAGCAGUUGAAAUGGUUGGGAAAGACCAUGUUGGUUCUGGAGAGAUCUUAUCUACAUGUUCUCGAAACUCGAGUGAUGGAAGUUUGUGUGUGGAAGAGCACAACAGAAAUGACACAUCAGAAUCAGCUUCCAUUUCCCGUGUUGUGAUUGAAAUUCCGAAGGAUGUUAGCACGGCUGGUAUCAGGAAGAUCACAUUUAAGUUUAGAAAACCCAAGGAGGACUCUAAUAGUUACAUAUCUGUUCCUGCUGCUGAGCCUGUGACUAAUAACGAAUAUCCUAGUCACUAUAUUGACAAUCCUUUAUGCUGUCCUCCCGAUCAGGCGAUACCUAGCAAUGAUGUUGAGUGUAAGAAUGCGAGGAAUGCUUUUGAUGUCGCUGAUAUAAACAGAGAAAUGAAUUUAUGCACAGAUGUGAAUGAUUUUUAUGAAACACAAAGUCCUUUCCCUUGUGUACCCCACAAGGAAUUAAAGAUGUCUAAGAAGGUAAUUCCGGAGAAUUACCCAACAAAUGUUAAAAAGCUUCUGUCCACUAGAAUUCUGGAAGGGGCAAAAGUGAAAUACAUUUCGAUUUCUAGGGAGAGAGAGACUCCAGGAAUCAUUAAAGAUGAUGGUUAUUUGUGUGGUUGUUCAAUUUGCAACUUCUCUAAAGUGGUUAGUGCCUAUGAGUUCGAACUGCAUGCAGGUAGCAAGACUAGACAUCCAAAUAAUAACAUAUAUCUGGAGAAUGGGAAGCCUAUUUACAGUAUAAUUCAAGAACUGAAGGCUGCACCUCUCAGCAUACUCGACGAUGUAAUAAAAGAUGUGGCAGGUUCUUCCAUCAAUGAGGAGUACUUCCAAGUUUGGAAAGCAAAUCUUCUAUGCGACAAUGAACUUGUUUAUGCCGAUAAAAUUCAUCAUAGCAAUCCUUUGGGCACAUAUCCCUCCACCAUCGGCUAUCUAAGGCAGACUAUUGAAGACAGUGCAACUCCUGCUUCAUGUUCUUAUUCUCACAACCCGGCCUUAAAUCAGCGGAGCUACGUAGAGGCACCAGCAGUGCGGAAGCGCUUGAUCAAAAAGCCUAGACACUAUUUUUCUGGCUCAGUUGGAGAACAUAAGAGAUCUUCCGAAGGUGGCACGAAAAAAAGGGAUAAUGAUUUACAUCGAUUGCUUUUUAUGCCUAAUGGACUUCCUGAUGGGACUGAUUUGGCUUAUUACUCAAAAGGAAAGAGGAUUCUUGGUGGUUACAAGCAAGGGAAUGGUAUAGUCUGUAGUUGUUGUAACACAGAGAUUAGUCCCUCCCAGUUCGAGGCUCAUGCUGGAUGGGCAGCAAAGCGUCAACCAUAUCGUCACAUUUAUACAUCCAGUGGCUUGACACUUCAUGAUAUAGCUUUAAUGUUGGCAAACGGUCAAAAUCUUGCUACCGGUAGCAGCGAUGAUAUGUGUGCCAUAUGUGGGGAUGGAGGAGAACUUACAAUAUGUAAUGGUUGUCCUCGGGCUUUUCAUGCAGGUAUUUUCCUAGACAUACUUCUUUUGACUGACUUACUUAUUUAUAUUCAUUCAAUUAAUCUAAAGAACUUGUUCCAAUAUUUGUGCAGGAGAAACAUAUCUGGGCAAGAAUUUAGUGGGAUGUAUUGUGUUGUUUUAAUUGUAAAGUCAGUAGUAGUAUCAGCUGGUCUUAUCCGGAUUUUUGGACAAGAGGUAGCGGAGCUUCCUUUAGUGGCUACAAGUAGAUCGAAACAAGGAAAAGGCUACUUUCAAGCACUGUUUUCAUGCAUUGAGAGGUUUCUGUCGUCAAUGAAUGUAAAAACUCUGGUACUUCCUGCUGCUGAGGAAGCUGAAUCGAUGUGGACGAGGAAGUUAGGCUUCAGGAAGAUGAGUGAUGAAAAAAUGUUUAAGUACACAAGGACCCUUCAGUUGACAAUUUUUCAAGGGACAUCUUUGUUGGAAAAAGAGGUGGUGCUGGCAGCAGACUAGUCAUGUUCACCUCGAAGAACUUGGAGCACAGAAUUCCCUCUGCGGCCUCUAGAUUUGCCCCUGUAAUGGUGAUGCAAGGGACCUUCACUUGCUACAAAACAAAGUCAGCCUUGGAGACGUAGGUGAACCAGAUUGAAGGGAGUUUCAUGGUUCAUUAUUUAAAAUCGUGCACCAGGAUUCCAGUUGGUGGCUUUUUAACUAGAAUCAGAGCAUAAAAUGCAAAGUUGUGACUACAAGAACUUUUAAUCUCUGGUGGUCAGAUGCAGAAGUCUUGAGGGGGACAUGACUUCCACGGAGGAGCUGCAUCACUUUGGAGAAUACUAUGGUCAUGAUCCGUAUUAUGAGUAUUUGUUAGGAAUAGUGCUCCUAACGAAUUCAUUUCAUUUUUGCUCGAGUUAUAUUUUAUUUGCUCCAGCGCUUGUGUUUGGGACUGCGUCCGAAAUCUAGGCAUGCCGUCAUUUUAAUAUGCAUGCACAAAUCUUUUUCUUCUUUGUUGGCUGUAAUUUUUCUUCUAGUCUGGUUAGUGUAUACAAAAAGAAUGUUUGGCCAAAUUUUGGCUGUAGUUCUAUAUUAGUAUAGUAUUUUGCUUCUCACA